AUGUCCUUGUGGCAACAGGUGCGGAGUUUAAUAUUGAAUAGAAAUUAUAGAGAUUCACAAGUCAACUUCCCCAUUGUUGAAAGUCCGAAGUCACCUGUUUCUGGACUACUAUAUUUUGUUGCACGCCACUUCUACAUUUUUGCAGCGACUGCCACUGCCUUCUAUAUCCUAAUACCAUCCUUUCCAUACCUUAGGUCGAACAAGAAGAUGUUUACCAAGCGACCCGAUAAGCAUACCACUGGGCUUAUAAAUUUGAGGAAUGAUUGUUUUGCUAACUCAACACUUCAGGCAUACCUGUCACUUCCGGGACUUACGGAGUAUUUGAACCAGUUCAUAUCCGAAUUUGAAAAACUUGCUCAACUCAUGAUAAAACACAAUAUCGCGGAAGACUUGAAAGUUGAUACCAGUGAAGGUACCAAAUCAAGGGAUAAGAACUCUAAGUUCGAAAUUCCUUUGCAUAUUGCAUUAGCGGAAAUUGUCAAAAAGUUACAAGAAACUCAGAUGACUACAAGAACAAUUUCAGUGUGGACAUUUUUACAUUCAUUAGAGAAGAUUUUUGAUGCUAGAAUAUCAAGGUCUCAGCACGAUGCACACGAAUUAACCCUAUUGAUUAACGAAACUUUGGAAAACGAAAAUGUAAAAAUUGUGAAAAACUACCGCCUUUGGUGCUCUAAAUUUCAGGAUAAUGUUCAUGCUAUUGAUGAGUUGGAGAGUAUUGAUAUUCCAGAAUUUCCAUUCAGUGGCUUGAUCUUAUCGCAAAUGAGAUGCUUAACUUGUUCUCACGUUUCGAAACCGAGCUUUUCCCCCUUUUUGAUGCUUACAUUGCAUACUCCUCAAAAAGUUUCGACCAACCUUGAGUCCAUGUUAGAGGAAAACGACUCAGAGUCCAUCGAAGGGUAUCAGUGUAUCAAAUGUAGGGUUUCAAAAAUUGUCGAAAAUGAGAUGCAUCGGCAAGCACAGGGUAAAAGUGUAUCACCUGAUGAGGCUGAUUUCAUUAACAAACUCAAAGAACUUGAUAGUGAUCCUCAAUUGAGUAUCAAUAGGGACCUUGAAAGCAGUUUGGAAGACUACGUAAAGUCUUACAAAAAGAUGGAGUAG
Messenger RNA from Meyerozyma guilliermondii ATCC 6260, 1098 nucleotides. RefSeq lists its product as uncharacterized. NCBI's taxonomy places the organism in Eukaryota, Fungi, Ascomycota, Pichiomycetes, Serinales, Debaryomycetaceae. The record is from RefSeq and is a predicted model, not a curated record. Gene Ontology annotation, molecular function: cysteine-type deubiquitinase activity. Gene Ontology annotation, biological process: protein deubiquitination. The coding region runs from base 1 to 1098 and encodes 365 amino acids. The transcript has a single exon.